Miscanthus lutarioriparius is the source of this 1695-nucleotide messenger RNA. Lineage: Eukaryota; Viridiplantae; Streptophyta; Magnoliopsida; Poales; Poaceae. The record is from the annotation of a GenBank genome assembly.
AUGUCGAUGGACGGACAGCUGCUUAAAGCAGCCGUAACUGGUGAUGGCAGGCAAAUGAAGCACCUGGCUUCUCAGGAUCCCGCGGCGCUGCUUGGAACCACGCCACAGGGGAAUACAUGCCUCCACAUCGCCGCUAUCCAUGGCCACGACGUGUUCUGCAAGGACGCCGUGGCACUGAACCCGUCGCUCCUCGCUGCCGUCAACUCUGACGGCGAGACCCCUCUGCUCGCUGCCGUGGCAAGCGGCCGUGUUUCUGUAGCUUCUGUUUUGCUCAGGUGCUACCGUGAUGGGCAGCAGAGCCAUGCGAUGUUGAAGCAAGACAAGCUUGGAUUCAACGCUCUGCACCACGCCAUACGCAGUGGACAUAGGGAGCUCGCACUGGAGCUGAUAGAAGCAGAGCCCGCCCUGGCGCAUGCUGUGAACCUAGACGGUGAGUCACCCAUGUUCAUUGCGGUGAUGAGAGAUUAUGAGGAUGUCUUCAACAAACUGUUGGAGAUUCCUAAUUCUGCUCAUGGGGGAGCCACGGGCUUCAAUGCUCUGCAUGCUGCCGUGAGAAACGGUAAUUCAGACAUCGCUACAAAGAUCAUGCAGACACAUCCUGCUCUGGGCUGGGAAGAAGACGAGGAUAACAACACUCCAAUGCAGCCAGCGGUACUUUGGGAUAAGAUUGACGUGGUAAGAGUAUUGCUGGAACAUGAUCGGUCUUUAGGGUAUGUAGUCCCAUCACAUUGUGUCCCUCUUCUUAAUUCUGCUGCAUUUAGAGGCCAUGUUGGUGUUGCUCGAGAGCUUCUUAAACAUUGUCCAGAUGCUCCCUUCUGCAAUUCAAAUCGCCGGACAUGUCUGCAUACAGCUGUAAUAGCUGAACAUACAGAAUUUGUAGAAUUUAUCCUGGAUUCACCACAACUCCGUAGACUCGUUAAUAUGCGAGAUUUAUACGGAGAUACUGCUCUUCAUUGCGCAGUCGAAAUGUGCAAUCCGAAAAUGGUGGCUGCUGUACUUCGUCACCAAGACAUCGAUGUCACUGUGCUCAACAACAGCAGUAACCCAGCAAGCUGGAAACUAUCUGCUGCCACCGACACUGCCAAGACUUUAAACUGGAAUGAAGUGUCCAUGCUUAUGUCAAAAGCUGAUCCUCGAUACACAAUAUAUAAUCUCCACAAGCAAGUGAAGACUAAAGUGACAAACUUCUCAGGGAAGGAUAUCAAGGCAUUGACUCAAACAUACACAAGCAACACUUCUCUAGUGGCAAUCCUUAUGGCGACGAUUACCUUUGCCGCUGCUUUCACUUUGCCAGGAGGAUAUAGCACAGACGCUGGAAAUGAAGGACUUCCCAUCAUGACCAGAAAGCUUGCAUUUCAGGCGUUCUUGAUCUCUGAUACCUUGGCAAUGUGCUCCUCACUUCUUGUUGCCUUUGUAUGCAUCAUAGCAAGGUGGGAGGAUCUUGAGUUCUUGCUUUAUUAUAGGUCUUUUACAAAGAAGCUCAUGUGGUUCGCGUACAUGGCAACCACCAUAGCAUUUGCAACUGGUUUAUACACAAUUCUGGCUCUUCGUCUCCUAUGGUUGGCCAUUGCAAUUUGUGUUGUGUCAGUUUCAUUGCCAAUUCUUACUAAACUUCUUGGUGAGUGGCCUGUCUUAAAGCUCAGGUUGCGGCUGGGUCAUCAAACAUUCAAGCCUGAGUUCCUUAAUAUGGUUUGA